AUGGACAAAUAUUUUCUCCAUGGAAACUAAAGUAAACAACUAACGUUAACAGUAGGCUCAGUGUAGGUUUUGGCUGAUGUCACGGCCUUACCAGUAUACAUGUCUUUGUAUGUAGAAGAUAAAAACGCCUGCUAAAUGAAUAUGUGUAAUAAGCGAAGGCAGUUUGUGAGAUGUCUUUUUGUGAACUGAAGCGCUUCUGUUGUUGCUUGGCAACAAGCGUCAUGCGUUUGUGUAAAGUCUCUAGGAGGGUGUAACGUUAACUGAAAAGUUUGAGACUUCAUGAACUGAAGUCUAUGAUUGAAUCGAAUGAUUUCUGUUAUUUAUUCGUUUUUUAAAAACAGCACACUUGAAUGGAUUUGCACGUUUCUAGAUCAUUAACAUGACUGAAGUGAAGUGUUUGAGGGGAGAAUCUGGUGGUUCGGUGCUCGAAUGGUCUUGUAAAGGAGAGGAUGAGGAGUUCAGUAUUUGUGGACGCUGUCAGUCGUGUGUCCUCGCUGAGAAACUGCACCACUCCACCCAAUGGAUGAAAAAGACUGGAGGAGCAUCCCAGAGGAGGUUUCUCACUGGCAUUCUGGUGCGCUGCCACAAUCUUCAAAUCCUGGAGAAUCUUCAGAGUGUUUUACAAGUCACAUCAGGCAAGGAUUUCACAUAUGCCAGGUCCAGAGGCCAGCUCAACCGACCCCAGGACUCCAUGUGUACAAUGUAUGGAGCUCUGGACACAAAACUGAAAGGAAUGGACACGUUGGAAACUUGGGAAUGGUUUAGGAAGAGCCCAGACUGGAUCAAGUCCAAGUAUGUGCUGGGGCUCUUGUCUUUAUGUGACACCUCUCUUUUGCACAUGUUAGGAAAUCUGGUGCAUAUCCUGAUUGUUUGGGAGAAACACAAAUUUCUAAACUUCAACAGUCCCGAUUUUUAUGCAGAUCUCUCAGUUACAGAGUCUCGAGUCUCCUACCAUUCAGAAUCUGACCACACAGAUCUAGAUCUUCUCAUCCAAGCAUGUACUGUAUAUGAGCCAGCUGACCUCCCUCAGGAAGUUCACCAGGACAGUCAAACAGUCUUAAAACAGGAGCUUUCAGAACACUUGAAUGACUCCAAAUCUCUCAAGAGUAUCUGUGAUGUGGUUGAGCUCGACGUUCAGAAUGUUGAUCCCUGGAACAGAAGAACGAAAGGCCAAGAUUCAGAUUCUGACUGUUGGGAUGAUCCAGAUCCUGCCCUCACUGUUGUCCCCAGGUCAUCAAAAUCACUGUCGGGGGUCAGCCGUCAUAGAGAUUUUAUUCGAAGCCUGCCAGUCGACAUUGCAAAGAGGAUUUUAGGGCUUUUGGACAAAGUCUCACUGUACAGCUGCAAGCGUGUGUCCAUGCACUGGCAAUGGCUAACGGAGGAGGUCUUAACCGAAUUGGAAGUAAAGAAGAGUGUUGAGAAACAGGCCAUGAUUCUGCAGGGUAACUCAGCGUCUAAGGUCAACCCUGAUUAUGCAAAGAUCUGUGAAGUUGUAGUGCCAGUCAGUGAGAAGGACAAGCACUUUCAGCAUGGAGAAUCUUUCCCCAAACAUAAGCCAUUACAAGAGCAAGAUUUGGAUUCUAUCUACAAAGGCUUUAAAACCAAGACAGUCCAGUUGGAAGAACGCAACGUGUACUGUGGAGUGUAUAACAUAUCAGUCCUGUUCGAAAGAGAAGAUCCGAGUAGAGUGAUGCAUUAUGCUGGGGGGCAGUUAGUGGCGGUUGGCUCCAAGGACCGUAUAAUCAGGUUGCUGCAUGUCCCAUCACUAAAAGAGAUUCCUCCAGUGAUCCAAGGACAUGCAGGUAGUAUAAGAGCAGUCCUGGUUUGUGAAGAGAGAGACCUAGUUAUCAGCGCCAGCUAUGACCUCAGUAUCAGGUGCUGGAAUCUGAAGACAGGUGAAUGUAGGAUAAUUUUUCAUGGACAUUUCGGCACUAUAAACUGCCUGGAUUUGUAUGAAGAUAGAUUGGUGUCUGGAGCCAAAGACUGUAGAGUUAAAGUGUGGAACCUACUGACGGGGAAAUGUGUUGAGAGUCUGAAGUUUAAACACCUUAAACCUAUCACGUGUGUGAAGAUUAAUGAAACACUGGUGAUCAGCAGCUGUGCUGGAGGUCAGAUCAGAAUAUGGAGCAUGGAGACAGCAUCACUUAUAAGGCAAAUCAGUGGCCACCAGGGGGCAGUGCUGUGUCUGUGCAUCAAUCAGUGGCAUAUCCUCUCUGGGGGUUCAGAUGGGGUGGUCAAGGCAUGGAGCACCAACUCUAGCUUCAAGAAGUGCCUUAGAAUCUUCCAGCAUCCGAAAGAGGUGUUGACCAUGUCUUUCCUGUUCCUGCGGAUCAUUACCGGCUGCAUGGAUGGCAAGAUCCGGAUCUUCAACUUCUUAACUGGACACUGCCUGAGAGUUAUUAAGACAAACAUGAAGCAAUGCCCUGUCCUUUCUCUGUACACGCAUCACAACACUGUGGUUGUAAACAACAGAAGCAGUGUUCUGAUGCUUCAGUUUGCGGAGGUUCACUGGGACUACUCUGCCAGUGCUGUGAGGAAUUUUCUGGAGCCGUCCCACGUCUCCCCUGAAAAUGUGCUUCGGAGUGCUGAACGGUUGACUCGAGGGAGCUCAUCCAGACUAAAAAGUCGGUCCCACCAUUUUAAGAGCCUCUCAGCCCCCAGUUUGCAGCGUGCACAAGGUGCUCAGCAGGAGUCCACAAGGGCGGCGACCAGGAGUCAACUCCAGGCUUGUCGUCACAGCAGGGCCUCCAUCAGCCCGCAGUCUGAGUCCCACGCCAGGCCUCGAUCUGCUCUUUCAGCAGGCAGGUCUGUCAGUGGAUACAAGGACUUUCAAAACAGAGUCAGCCAGACACAAAGCACUUCCACCAGCAGCUUGGAUAAGAAGACUUUUGACAACAAACGCUCAGUACUCAGCCAGAGUGAGAGGGCAGCCCGAGACAGGGUGAGAAAGCGAGGUCCUCACCACCCAAUCACCCAAGACCUAAUUCUACUAAGGACCAGCAGCGCCCAGCAGGGCCAGUGCAGUGACCUGGCAAGGUCCAACAUGGAGCUGAAUGCCAGGGUACGAGAUGCCUGGGGACCUGAUUCCUCCAAAGAGCCAUCGUUUCAAAUCACCACCAAAAAAACCUCUGAAAUCCAGUCCCCAUUCACUACCCAUAGCGUUGACCUCAGCCCUCAGAGCUCCUCCCAGUCCAGACAGACCUGCUUCACACCCCACUCCUUUCCCAAACAAUCCCAGAGGUCAUUCAAAGUAGUUAGGCCUAGAACAAACAAGAUUGUCCUACUGAAUACGACAUCCCCUGAAGAUGGCAACACACCACAGCGAUUGUUUAUGAGGCGCACCUCCAUGCCCACACAUUGCAAUGAAGAUUUGGAAACGACCAACAAGUCCAGUUCAUACCACGUCCCACUAAACCCCUUCAGGGAGCGUGGAGACUUUCAGCUGAGGACGGACACUCAACUGGAGGCUUACAUUCAGCAGAUUCACAAACAUAGCAGUGGUGAUGACCAAGGUAAAACUAUUUGGAAGCGCAAUCAUUGUCAGCAGUAAGGUAUUAAAAUCUAAAGACAUGACACUUUUGUCAUAGCUAACAAGCCAUACUGAUUUCUCAGUUAAAAAUUUUAAACUCUAUAUAGGUAUAAAUAUAUAAAAUAACGUAAUACAAUAUUUAAAAUUUUAUUUUGCAUUUGCUAACUUCAAUUGCAUUUGGUUGAAAAUGUAGUUUAAGAGGUUAACUCGGUUUAGAACAUACAGUAGCAAAUGGUCCAAGCUGGUCAUUAUUAGCUUGACCAUGUGGAACCAGCAACAAACCAUCUACAAGGUUUUAAGCUGUUUUUUGAAACAUGGUGGAUGUUCUACUAAUAACCAGGUAAAAACCAUGUUCCGAAAACAAAGCUAAAUUAAUGGAUGUAGC
Carassius auratus (goldfish) is the source of this 3914-nucleotide messenger RNA. Its product is annotated as CMT1A duplicated region transcript 1 protein. Gene Ontology annotation, molecular function: protein binding. The transcript has 14 exons. The record is from RefSeq and is a predicted model, not a curated record. NCBI's taxonomy places the organism in Eukaryota, Metazoa, Chordata, Actinopteri, Cypriniformes, Cyprinidae. The coding region runs from base 380 to 3550 and encodes 1056 amino acids.